GUUAAAAAUAAAGUAAGCGGUAUUUUGUACUAACUCGGUAUCUCUACCCCCCUCUUCUACUGUAAUGAAAUGGUUCUGCAUUUUUAAACCAAUCACAAGAGUGAAUUCCAGUGGGUGUUUAAACUUCUCAGGAAAAAGGACAUUAAGGCGGCGAAACCAUGACCAAGAAGCUGGUGAUCAUCGACACAGACUGUGGCAUAGAUGACGCUCAGGCCAUAAUGAUGGCCUUGGCGGCGUCCAACCUGGAGGUCCUGGCCGUGACCUGUGUGUUCGGGAACGCGGCGGUAGAAAACGUGUGUCAGAACGUUUUGCGGGUUCUCUCCGUCUGUGAGCGCCAGGAGAUUCCGGUGUUUCAAGGCUCUGCUGGUCCCCUUGUAGGAUUCAGUAAUCUAUUCAGCGACCACUUUGGAGGUGAUGGACUUGGGGAUGUGAUAAAGGACCAAGACCCUCAGUGGAAGGAGAAAAUCCAACCGGAGCACGCAGUCAAUGCUUUGAUUAGGCUGGUGUCUGAACAUGAAAAGCAGGUCUCCUUGGUGGCCCUCGGCCCGCUCACCAAUCUGGCGCUGGCUGUCAAGCUGGAUCCAUGCUUCUCCCAAAAGCUCAGAGACCUCUUCAUCAUGGGCGGCAACAUGGAAGGAAAGGGGAACGUGACCCUUUGUGCAGAGUUUAACUUUGCGUCGGAUCCAGAAUCUGCUUACGUUGUUCUAGAAGAAUUCCUCUGCCCCACCUACCUCGCCACAUGGGAGUACUCAUGCAGGAACGCCCUGACUUGGGAGUUCUUUGAGGAGCUGAUCAAUCAGGAUGCCCCUGCAGCCCGCUUCAUGAAGAUGAUAACAUCAAAGUGUCGGGCCUACUCCAAAGAGACCAUGAAGAUUAAGAGAGACGUGUACUUUGGGCCUGGCUUUGUCUCUUAUGACGCCUACGCCAUGGCGGCCUGUAUUGACAGCAGCAUAGUGCUGGAGAGCAUCGAGUGCCCCGUGCGCGCGGAGGUGCAGGGCUCCAUGACUCGUGGCAUGUUGGUGCUAGAUCGAACAAACUCCCUAAACAAGAGCCACACUGUGAGGGUCAUGGUUAAAUGUGAUGUGGCCAAGUUUGGUGGGCUUCUGAUGGAAUCCCUCAGACAGCCGUAG
This is a messenger RNA of Cyprinodon tularosa, 1130 nucleotides long. RefSeq lists its product as uncharacterized. Gene Ontology annotation, molecular function: hydrolase activity, hydrolyzing N-glycosyl compounds. Bases 159 to 1130 code for a protein of 323 amino acids. NCBI's taxonomy places the organism in Eukaryota, Metazoa, Chordata, Actinopteri, Cyprinodontiformes, Cyprinodontidae. The transcript has 6 exons. The record is from RefSeq and is a predicted model, not a curated record.